AUGGCGACGGAGGGUCAAUUUCUCGCCGUCGGCUGGAGCGAUGGCCACGUGAGACUGAUGGGUCUCGAGAACAACAAGGCGGCCCAUCAUAUUCGCGUGACCGAGGACCAGUCUGCCGGCAUCACCCAUAUCGGCUGGGCGUGCAACAGCGUCUCCAAGACAGACAGUGUUCCCAAGGAGGCCGAGACCGCCUCGUGGCGCCAUGCCCUCGACGAAGAGCUGCAAACCGCAGGCAACCCUCCAGAACUAGAUCUGCCGCGCGAGCUGACGUUUCUCGAUGUCGAGUCGUCGCUGCCCAAACUGAGUCCUCUGCCGAGCGCCAGUGCCGGCGAAGGCGAGGAUGCCAUGGUCUUCACCUUGCGGACUGGUAUCGAGUUCCUCUUUCGGCCCUUCAACACGGCCGAGAGCGAUGAGGUCUUUGUCAUGGUCGUCGGCACCAGUGACGGGCGUCUGCACCUCAGCAUCUAUGAUUCGUUCGUCAUUGGUGAUUUUCGCUAUACGCUGCCGAGCGCCAUGUACAAGCCAGGCGUUCUGCAGCUCAUCCACCAUGCCGCCCAUCCGUCGGCAUCCACCCACUGUCUCAUCCUGAAGCAUCCUGCCGACGAUGACCGCGCCGUCUAUCUGGUUCCCAUGGACUUACCGUUUGUCCCUUACUCUCCGAUCAACCUCGCCCUCCUCGCGUCCAAGUUGACUACUCUUCAGAAGCUGCUCCGAUACGUAAAGCAGUCGCAGCUCCACGCCACGGUAGAGUACAACAACACGCGAGAACUCCCCAGCAAGUUCCUGCGUAGUAUUCAGGAGGAUCUACAGGGCGCCGAGCGUGGGCCGACCGACAUUGUCCAGGCUCUCUUCCAUACUGUCGUGACUGGCCACACCCACGAGGUCGUCAAGGAAUGGCUCGUGGACCAGCUGGCCGAGCGCCCGCCUCCGCGCCUCGCCCAGUUCCACGAUGCCCGCGACGACAUUGGCUUCUCCGCCGCGCAGGUCGCCCGCGCCAUGGACGUCGUUGCCUGUCUGCGUCUCGCCGCCCACCGCGUCCUGCUACACGUCAUGGAGGAGCUCGACCUCUUCACCGCCUUCUCCGGCUGGCUGCGCUUCCAGAUCGACCGGCUCGCGUCGUCGAGUUCGGCCACCGAGGAGCUCAACGAAAAGGAGGCCGGGUUGGAAAACGGAAAAGUGCUCGCGUACAUCCAGCGUUAUCUGUUGCGCAGCCCCAUGGCGCUCUUCUUCGACCCCGUGGCCGACGACGAGCGCGAGGCCGACUGGAAGUUUAUCCAGAACGAGCCGGCGCUUCUCGACGCUGUCGAUGCGCAGAUUGCCCGGCAGGAAGAUGGCCAGCCCUACAUGAAGGCGCUGCCGCAGCUCGCCUUUCUUGUGGCGUACCUUGAGGACCGCGCGAACGGCAUCUUCAAGGACAUUGCCGAGGCCCAGAAGCGGAGCGUCAGGUUCGGACAGCCCACCAGGAUCGUCAUGGGUAGCAAAAUGUCUAGGAUCGACUGUGUCAUGGGGCCGAUUAUCAACGGGAAUGACCUAGAGGACCAAGCGUCGACUUUUGUGGCAGCAAUCCAGGAGGGCAAAGAAGACGAGCGUAAGUUUCUCGGCCGUGCCGUUUUGUCGUCACCCGUGGGUCCCGCCGACUCUGACGAAGCUCUAGUGUACAUCUUCCGCAACACCGUGCGCAUCAUCAACGGCAUCAGCACCACGACGUCAAAGACGUGCCCCGCGCUGCGUCUCGGCGACCACAAAAUCACCGACAUCAAGUUCCUCGGCCACGAGACCCUCGUCCUGCUUCUCCGGACCACCGGCAUGUUCAGACCAACCAACCACCUCCCCAUCCAGACGCCCGAGGUCAAGUACGCCCCUUACACCGAAGAGUCCCUCCCUGACCCCGAACUUCUCUCCGCCGCGCACGGCUUCACGUCCUUCACCCUCUCCGAAAGCAACGGCGGCGGCGGCGGCUCCUGGGUUCCCAUUCGCAUGGAGGUCCACCCCCGAAGCGACGUCCGAGACGACAUGCCCCCGCGCGUCUGUCUCCUCGGUCGUGACAGGACGACGUGGCGCGUCUUCGCCCUGGAGAAGGAUGCCGCCGUGCCGCAACAGCAGGGGCAGGAGGACAAGCAGCAGCAGCAGCAGCAAUUGAACACGCCUGGGCGGGACAACGCAUAG
Molecule: messenger RNA, 2166 nt
Organism: Verticillium alfalfae VaMs.102
Lineage: Eukaryota; Fungi; Ascomycota; Sordariomycetes; Glomerellales; Plectosphaerellaceae
Exons: 6
Coding region: 1-2166 (721 amino acids)
Biological process (GO): anaphase-promoting complex-dependent catabolic process; positive regulation of mitotic metaphase/anaphase transition; protein K11-linked ubiquitination
Cellular component (GO): anaphase-promoting complex; nuclear periphery
Source: RefSeq, a predicted model, not a curated record